Messenger RNA from Labeo rohita (rohu), 3381 nucleotides. RefSeq names its product probable serine/threonine-protein kinase DDB_G0284251. Gene Ontology annotation, molecular function: ATP binding; protein tyrosine kinase activity. Gene Ontology annotation, biological process: protein phosphorylation. The transcript has 8 exons. NCBI's taxonomy places the organism in Eukaryota, Metazoa, Chordata, Actinopteri, Cypriniformes, Cyprinidae. Bases 622 to 2214 code for a protein of 530 amino acids. The record is from RefSeq and is a predicted model, not a curated record.
ACCGCAUACUGGUAAUUGUCCUGUUGACAUCACACUUUUACAGUUAAUGUGUAGGUAGAAAAGAGAUGACAAUUGCAGGCACAGAUAAUCAUUGCAAUUCUGUAACAGUCAUUUCCUGUUCACUGUUAAGUAACAUAACUUCAACUUCAUCCAUCCAUCCUCAUCAUGUAAAGCAGGGAAAUACCCUGUUUGGAUGGUCAGUCCAGUAUACAGAUGUCAUGCAAUAAACUCUAGAAAUACUACUGUAAAUUCUACUGUCUUCUGCAAGCAUUGAACCACACCACAACCUUAAAAACCAAGGCACUUAUAUGCAUACACACACUCUUCCUUUUCUUUUCUGCUUCUGUUUUGCUUGUUUUCCAGUCCAGCUUUCUAUUAAACACUGGCAUUAUGUACUAUGAAUAUGAUGGUUUGCUUGUGAUGUUCCUCAUUUGCAAGUCACUUGGGGUUUCAUCUGCUAAAUUCAGUACUGUAUAGACAGCAACUAGAUGUCAGGAACAAUUUCAAUUUACAUUGACAUUUUAACUGUUUAUUAUUGUUGUUGUUGUUUUUUUUAUGAACAUGGUAGUGUGGUUAUUGCUUUGUAGUAGUAUUGUAUUUAAGUAGUAGUAUUUUGUAGAAAUGACUCCAAAUUUUGAUUGUAGAAGAGUUAAAAAACAUGGAUACACCAUAAAAGAAGUUGUUGGACGAGGGGCAUCAGGAAUAGUCUUUCUGGUGAAUAAUGAAGAGAAAGAUCAGUUUGUGGUCAAACAGUUAAAUUCAAGAGAUAGGAAAGAGCUGGCUACAGUCAAAAAGGAAAUCGAGAUCUUGAAGAAAAUGAUUCAUGGAUAUAUUGUUUCUUAUGUGGAUUCAUUUGAAGAUAAACAAUCUGGGCUCUUUUAUAUUGUGAUGGAGUAUUGUGCAGGAGGAGAUCUUUUUAAGAAAAUGCAAACACAGAAAGAUAACGGGUUUUUUGAAGAACAACAGAUUCUUGACUGGUUUGUUCAGAUUUGUCUGGCCCUGCAGUACAUUCAUGAAAACAAUGUGCUUCACAGAGAUAUUAGACCACAGAAUGUUUUUCUGACUGAAGAUGGCUACAUCAAUCUAGGAGAUUUUGGAUGCUCAAAAAUAUUGGAAAGAGGUGAUGCACCCACAACUGAUUCUGCAUAUGCAUCGCUCUAUCUCAGUCCAGAAGUUUAUCAGAAGAAAUAUAAUUCAAAAAGUGACAUUUGGUCAUUGGGAUGGUUACUCCAUGAUCUCUGCAUGCUGGAUGUGUGGUCAAAUAGCAUAAAGCGCUGCUGUGAACAUGCUUACAGCAUGAAAGGAACCCUGCCUCGCAUCUCAAAAAGAUACUCAAAGAAUCUUCAGGAAUUAAUCAGACAAAUGCUCAGCUGUGACCCUAAAGACAGACCAUCAGCUGAUGAGAUUCUAGCAAAACCAUUCCUGGAAGAUGCAGUAAAGAGAAACAAGAGAAUUCCAGAAGCACUUGAGCAAAGAUUGAUUGAGUCAGUCAGCACCUUUGAUGAGGCCUACAACAAGCAUUAUACAGAAUUUGAGAACUUAGUCAGUCAGUGGGGAAAAACAGCAGAUUUACUAGAGGCAGUACAUUACAGCAUCACAUCAGCAAGUCUGGCAGGUUCUGUGAUCACUGCAAUAGUUGGUGCAAUAUUGUCAACUUCCAUCUUUGCAUCUUUGACAGGUGUUGGAGUCAGUGUUGCAGGUGGUGCUACCGGUGCUGCCACAAACAUUGCAGAUUCAGUAAAACAAAAACAACUCUAUGAGAGACUUGAACAAUUUAAACCUUACAUUGAAAAUGGAAGAGAACUGACUCUCUGUUUACUUACAGUGAGAAAGUUAAUAGGUAAAAUAUUUAAGUUCCACAAUUUUGCCUGUACCUCAACUCUAGAUAAUUUGAGUUUGUCAUGGGAGAUAAGCAAAAGUACAGUAGUGUCUAUCGGACGAGCAGCAGCAGUAUCAGGUGUGUUGGGCGGACUCUCAGUUAUUGCUGAUGCUGCCUUCAUUGCGAAAGAUUCCCAAGAGAUUCACCAGAUGAGAAAUCAGUGGAAAACAGAUGAUCCAAUAAAGGUCUCAUCCAGUGUACUCAAAGCCAUUGUAGAGAUAAGGAAUAUACACAAAGAUCUUCUCAGUGUUUUAGAGGAAAUUAAUAAAACACGCAAGCUUUUGGAUGAAAAAAAAAAUAAAAAAAGAGAGCGAGAGAAAAGUGUCCAGGGGUGACAGAGACCACGUGUAAAUAUACCACCAGCCAGACUUGCACAACAUCCUGCAGAUUUGUCACUGAGCUCAGGUGACAGGUGAGAAAGAACAAGGGUUUUGCAGAAAACAGUUUCAAUAUGUAAGACAUUGUAUUGAGCCAAACAAUUGGUGUGUAUGUGGCCUGUAUAUUAUGUAUGCAUAUAUGAUCUAUACUGUACAUAUCUACUACUAUAUUUCUAAUAAUUAUGUAGUGCUGUUGAUUACAUACUGGUUUCAGGUCUUGUUUUUGGAUUCGUUUUAAUGAAUUACUAUUAGAAGAUUAACACAAACACAGAAACUAAAUUUUUUUUGAAGAAUCUAAGGAUUCUUAACAAUCUGUGUGUUGCUUUAACCCUUUAAGAGAGCAACCAUACAUUUGUGUUGUUUUAUUUUCAUUUAUUCUUCAUUUAUGAUCAUUUAAUCAUUUUAUUGUUCCAUUUAAUCAUAUAAUCACCUAAUCAUUUGAAACUUUUUAUAUUAUAUAUUUUAUGACUUAUUUGUAUUAUGUUAUUAUAUAUACAAUGAUGUAAAGCAGUACAUUUUCCAUUGCUGCUCUUUUUGUAUAGUAACACUUGAUGGAUUUCAGUUUAUUCAGUAUACUGCUCCUUUUUUAUUAUCAUCAAUUCGUCUCCUGCUUCUGCUUUUCUCUGGCUUAAUCAAUCAACUUCUUGGCUGACAGAAGACUGUUAAUUCAGUUAAAAAAAAAAAAAAAAAGAAUAAAUUGUUAAUGGGUUUGAGGUUUUAGACAACUUUGCGAACAAAUUGUUCUGUUACCAGACUAAAUGGAUAUUUUCUGACAGGAUCAGGUGUCCAGGAUUGGAUCUGAUAUUUCUGGCAUGGAGGCAUGAUCUAACAAGAGUUAUAUUGUAGUAUUAGUUGUAAAAAUGUACAUACAAUUUUUUUUCUUUCUUUUUCUUUUUUUCUUUUCUUUUUAGUAAGUUUCUAAAAUACUGUCACAUGCAAAACACUUCAAAAAAAAAAAAAAGUUUGUAUUUUAGGAUCUUAAAAUGUAAAUAAUUGACUGGGCAUGGAUGUUUCCAUGUGCUUUUUUUUGUUGUUGUUGUUUUUUUUGUCUGUAGGAAUCUGCUUAAAUACUGUAAAUUAUCAGUGCGUGAUCAACAGAAUAUGUGAGUUUUUUUUUUUUUUUAA